GAAUUACAAACCUUUAGACGCGAGCGCCGACACACGCAGGUAGUCAUCACGUGACCUUGUGCAUGCUCACCUGUGUGUCGGGUGAUUGUCGAAGGUAUUUUUGCGCGCGGAAGGUUGGGGUUUGUUCAGGAGAAAAGACAUGAUAGUUUUGUGGAAAUUUAAUUUGUUUCUUUCAAAACACAUUGAUUUAUAUUUUACAAGAUGGCGAGUUGUAACUUUUGGAACAAUCGACUUAACAUGUCUGAAUAUUACCGACGCUUCGCAUGCUCUACUUUUGGAAGGUGAUGUUUGUUAGUUGUGUUACCAUGGACAGCUGUCCUAGAGACUGUUAAAAGGCUUGUGAAUAAUCCGAUUAGUCAGAACGAGGGUGUGAACAAGAAGAGUCCGGGUGUCAGGUCUCAUCUCCAGCAGUCGUUAAAAGCGUAGAUUACAAGUCUUUUAUAUAGAAGCUGAACUCUCGGCCCUACACACGGGCCGACUACAUCUCUGUCUCCACGAAGUGUCGUUUCAUCCUAGUGAAGUUGCCUUUGUUUAGUAAAGGACCAGCAGCUAACAUGGGAUUUAAGAAGCCUCACAUCGUUGUUGUCUUGGGUCUCGUCGCCUUAGUCGUCGCGCUCAUAUUUCAAAUCAUCGCCGUGGCGGCUACAGGCUGGUACACAGUAAAAAACACUGAUGACACCUACGGGCUCUGGGGUAUUUGUACUCAGGGUAUUUGCUUGGAUUACAUGUCUGCGGAUGAUACAAUAAAAGCAACUCGAGCCUUUGCCCUCCUCGGCCUUUUUUUCAUCAUCUUUGCUCUCGCCGCUGGCAUCCUCAUCAUGUUUAUUGAUAAGAAAGUGAUGAACCUAAUUGCUGGCGGAGUAGCCAUCUCUGCAGGUGUAUUUGUGGUGAUCGGUAUUUUCAUUUUUCUUGGCACCCAUCUUCACGAUAAAAUUACUGCGGGUACUCUGCACUACUUCCAGCUGUCCUACUGCUUCGCUCUGUCAAUUGUCGCCUUUCUCUUGUGCAUUGCCUCUGGCAUCGCCUUCAUCCUCCCAACAUCCUUUGAGGACCCUGGAUUACGUAUCCUACCUCAUUCCCUCAAAAUCUUAGCAAAGCAUAUAGCAUAAAGCAAAUCGAGACAUUCAUCCCUUGAAAGAAUUGAACGAACAGAUAUUCACAAUUUUUUUAAUACUCGGAUGUUACUUUCUCGCUGUUGCGCAAUAAUCUUGUUGUCUCACAUUUUCUUGUUUUAUUAGAUUGGGAAUUUCAUGGAAUGCGAUUUGGUUUGACAUCAGUUGAAGUGUGGCUCCUUCAUAAUUUUGUAUUUUGUAAUAAAGCUCUUUGAAAAUC
Pomacea canaliculata is the source of this 1332-nucleotide messenger RNA. RefSeq names its product epithelial membrane protein 1-like. The coding region runs from base 555 to 1109 and encodes 184 amino acids. Lineage: Eukaryota; Metazoa; Mollusca; Gastropoda; Architaenioglossa; Ampullariidae. The record is from RefSeq and is a predicted model, not a curated record. The transcript is spliced from 5 exons. Gene Ontology annotation, cellular component: plasma membrane.